CAUGAAAGGAUGGACAUUGGCAAUUCAAUACAAUGAUGGUUUUAUACAUGAAGAAAGUGGUGAUGAUUAUGUCAUGGACCUUGUCUCUAACAUUGAGUUAAACCCGGAGAUUCAUCAGCAGAUUGUGGCAAAGAACCAAACCAUUCUCAGCUAUGGCCAGUAUACAUUAAAUGAGGAGGAGUUAAAUGGCAGUUAUGAAGAAGAGGAAGAAGAUGAAGUUGAGAGUAUUGGAUCCCCUCCUCCAAGUAGCAGGAGCUACCGAAGUGAUUCAGUUUUUCACGACAGAAGUUUUCAUGAACCCACCCCACCAGCUACAAACAGCAAUUUCUCGUUUGGUCCGCCAAACUUAAAAUUUGUCCAAACUCAUCGAGACUCCUCAAUCCACCGACCUUCCAUGGAUCAAUCUGCUUCUAAUAUAAACAAGAGGUUAAAAGGAGGUGGAUCUAUGAUGAGAGGAAACAUGAACCCAAUGAUGCAACAACCUAUGAUGCAACAGCCAAUGAUGCAACAGCCAAUGAUGCAACAGCCGAUGAUGUCACAGCCGAUGAUGCAACAGCCGAUGAUGCAACAGCCGAUGAUGUCCAACCGAUGAUGCAACAGCCGAUGAUGCAACAACCAAUGAUGCAACAACCGAUGAUGUCACAACCUAUGAUGUCACAACCUAUGAUGUCACAGCCAAUGAUGCAACAACCAAUGUCUUCGAUGCAGCCAGGAAUGUUUCCAUCCUCCAUAAGUGCCAUGUCAUCUAGUCUGGACCCAUCAACUCAGCAGCAAAUGUUAAUGCAACAACAAAUGCAGAUGAUGGUGCAACAAAACAUGGUUCAACAAGCUGCACUUACAGACCUGAUAAAGAAAACAAGCGAAAAGCAGAAAAAAGAAAAUUACAGGCGCCGAUCUCCAUCUCCAAGAUAUAGGUCCCGUUCUCCUGUUGUCAAUGAAGUUAAGUCCUCUUCCUUUAAGGAUAGGAUUAAAAAGUUAGAAAAAACAGAGGAAAUACCCAAGCCCCCCACACCCCCAACAAGCCCUAAAUCCCCUAAAUCUCCAAAAUCUUUUAAACCUCCUGUUGAAAAAGUGGAAACUGCAUCACCCGAACCAAAAAAGAGGGAAGUCAAAAGGUACCCAACAGAACCACCAAAACCACCAAGCAAAGAUCUGCUUAAAGAGUUGGAUGAUAUCAGGGAUCCAAAAGGAACUGUUAAGAUGUCGUUUGCAGAGAAGCAGAAAUAUUUUCUUCUUAAGUCAUUGGCUCCACCUGAAGAAAAACAACCCCUACAACCACCAAGGAAAAAUGCAUUUCUUGGCAAGAAAUUUGACAUAUAUGAAGGUGCAAACAAUGAAGAUCCCGUCAAAAAGACGGAACCUAAAAAAGUCAUUGAUCCAAAACCAAAAUCACCCGAGGAUUCAGAUGAUGACAACACACAUAAAAAAGCGUUAAUGCUUGCUCUGAUGUCCAAGAAAAAUCGACAGGAACAGCAGGCAGAAAAGAAGAACGAAGCCGUUUACGCGAAAGUGAACAAACCAACUCCUUCACCGUCCAUAUCUUCACACAGUGAAGAAGAUGAAGAUCUUAAUCAGAGAAGACUAGAUGACGUGAUGCUGAGGAGGCAACAUUAUGAUAAGACACCAAAACAGUAUGUUCCUGUGGCUCGUCCAUCGACUGUGGCAGCGCCUAAAAUAUUGGAACCAUCUCGUAAAACUUCAGUAAUGAGAAAUACUUCAAAUCUGUCUCAAAAGAAACAGGCAAAAAUGCUUGCAGCACGUUUGGAUACUGACUGUCACACAACUCAACAUUCAACAAAACACAAUCCAGUUGCAAUAUAUCGCAAUGUAGACUGGAAACUAAUGGUCCGGAAAGAGUAUUUUCUUCCAAAAGAAGCAUUCGACAGUGCAGUUGUUGUUCACCUUCUGUUUAUACAAAUUCAGAAAGACAUACAACGAGGCUCACCAAGAAUAUUACCGUCUGAAAAACCAAAAUCUCUUCCAAAUGAAAGAAGCUCGACAGCUGUAAAAAAGAAAUUCGUUGCUACCGCCAUUAACACAUGGAAAAUUUAUUUCUCAAGAAUAAUUCGGAUUAAGGUUCUUGAAGUUUCCUCUCCCUCUCAUAAACAUCUUAUGAAAUGUACUUUGCUCAGUGUUGGAAAGUCAGGAAUUCAUUUGUUAAAAGAAACAGAAUCAAACAAAUGGAAAUGUGAAGAAAGUCUUAAGUUUACUGAUGUUAAAACUGUCAACCUGAAGUCAAGUAAUGCAUUGGUCAUUACUUCUAAGCAUGGGGUCCUUACAUUACAGUCAAAGAAAGUGAAGUCAAUGAAGAAUUUUAUCCUCUUAUUCAUGAAGGGUGCUCCUCAGCAAGAAGUCCUUGUUUCUCCUGGAAGACCAAUCCCAGUCCUCCCUCCAAUCCAGCACUCAGAUGAGGAAGAAGAGGAUGAAGAGCAAGAAGAAAUUGUUUCAAGGCAUCGACCCAGUCGUUCAGACAGCUCUUUUGAAAUCCAGCAACCUCCAGAUGAUGGAAGAGAAUAUUCCAUUCGAAGAUUUGCUCUCGAUUAUUUUAAAAAAAGCAAUAAAGUUGAUAAACUUCUUCAACAUACAAAGAAACCACUGAAAAGUUCUUUGAUCAGUUAUGACAACAAAACUAACGAAGAGUUAGCUGUACUUACAUUCAAUGCUAUUCUUGUGUUUUGCCGAGAUGUGAUUGGAAAAGGUCAAAACGACUACACAAACAUUAUCAAAGUGUUAGCAGUGGUUCGCAAAAACUUGCCUAUGUCUGAUGAGGUGUAUGUGCAAAUUGUCAGGCAAACAAAUAGAAACAAACGCCAGGAUAGCGCAGAAAGAGCAUGGAGGCUGUUGGCAUUUUUCACUGCUUAUUUCCGCCCAACAAAAGUUCUGCUUCCACAUUUUCUUGCUCAUCUCAACCAAAAGUGUUCAGAAUCUGAAACAGCAAACCCUGCUGCUGUUACACUCGUUAACCUUCAGCAAACAUUAAACUACGGUGGAAGAAGACACCCUCCAACUGAGGUGGAAAUUCAAGCUAUAUCUAUUGGUAGCACCUCAUUUGAGCAGAUCUUUAUUCUACCUGGAAGAAUAAAGUGGGAGUUCAAAGUGAACACAACCACUGUUGUAAAGCAAGUAAUUGAAUGCCUGGGUCGUGAGUUUGGAAUAACUGACCAACGAGAACUGAAUGAAUUUGGAGCUUUCUUAUUUGUCAUGGAAGCAAACAAAGCUGGUGAAAUCAUACCACUUCAACCUGACACUUUUGUGAUGGAUGUCAACUCUGAUAUGACGUACAGGAAACUUGGUUUUUUCAUCAUGAUACAACGAGUGAUUUGGGCUGAACCAAUCAGCUUUGAGAAUCCAUCUCUCAUUACCUUCUUCUUUAAUCAAAUGCUUGAUGACUACAUUACUGGAAAACUCUUCUAUGGUGAAGGGGGUACACACAAACUCUCAAAGUUCCAUUUUGAUGAAACUGUAAAGUUGGCAGCAUUUUUAUUUGUUGGCUUUGGAAAGAACCAUUUUCCUUCACAAUCUGACAUGGAGAGCAUUAUACCUCGUCCAAUGCUGAAGCAAUACGACACCACACUGUGGCAUGAAAAAGUGUGUGGUCACAUGAAAUCUACCCCAUCUUGCAACACCCAACAAGCUCAGUGCGAAUUUCUUUCCAAGCUGAGGAAGCGAAAGUUGUUUGGAUGCUCCUUUUUUGCAGUGGAUGUGAAACUUGCCAACACUCGUCAGAAACCCGCAGUUGUUGCAAUCAACUCAAAAGGUUUCUUUCUCAUUAAUCCAGAUGAAGAUAGAAUCUUUUUGGAGCAUAAUUUGUCACGGAUUUCGAAUGUUGACGUUCGGAAAAAUAACAAGAACAUUUGUGAUGUCAAAAUCUCUUCUUCAACUGGAGAUCCUAACGUGGUCACUAUCAAAUCACCCAAGGCCCUGUUAAUUGAGAGCAUAAUUGAACAGCAUUUGCAGUGCAGAUGAAAGAAAAUUUGAGUAAAUAAAAACUGUGCAGCUUGAUUGAACCUACAAUGAUGUCAUUAUCAUCAUUUUGUAUAUUUUAACCACAAUGUGUUCGUAUAAAUACGAUGUAUUUUAUUUUAAUCUGUGUAAAACAAGAGAGCUGAUCUCUAAUGAAUGGGCAUGUAAAAACGUAAAAUUUGUAUUUCAAAACCAUUCCCUACGUGAAGGUAAUCGCAUAAUUUUUACAUAAAAACAAAAUUGCUUAAAUACGGUUAUUUUUAAUGAUUUAGAUAAACAUUAUUUACUUGCUAUAUGUCAGAUAAUGAAAUAAAUUAAAAGUCGUUCAUGUACAAAUUACUGAAAUUGUAAGUCAAUUACAAUUUACUACUUACAGCUUUAGUAAUAACUAUUAUGAUUUGUCUCCCCAUAAAACGUCUGUCCGGAUCAAAACUACAGGCAAGGAUUAAACACACCCGGGCAAAAUGUCCGACAUAAAAGUACAAGUUGAGAUGCAUGAGCCUGCACGGAACGAAAUAUCUGUAACAGCGCGUCUUCUACAGGCAAGGAAUAACACUUCGUAACUGAUAAUGUAAUGUAGCCGAUAAGGAAAAAUUUUAAUGCGCCCCCAAUAAUCUGUAAAUAGUUGGAUGCGGAUGCGUCAAUCGUUGUGGAUAUGACCAUGUUUAGAUUUAAAUAUUGAAUCGAAUGUGAAUGAGUUAAUGAAUGUUGUGACUUGAAAACGGCAGUCUUUAUAACACGGGUGUUCUG
Ciona intestinalis (vase tunicate) is the source of this 4713-nucleotide messenger RNA. NCBI's taxonomy places the organism in Eukaryota, Metazoa, Chordata, Ascidiacea, Phlebobranchia, Cionidae. The record is from RefSeq and is a predicted model, not a curated record.